This is a messenger RNA of Strongylus vulgaris, 204 nucleotides long. The record is from the annotation of a GenBank genome assembly. Lineage: Eukaryota; Metazoa; Nematoda; Chromadorea; Rhabditida; Strongylidae.
AUGUCGAUCAUGAAUUCGUUCGUGAACGACGUCUUCGAGCGCAUCGCUGUUGAGGCAUCGAAACUCGCACACUACAACAAGCGAUCGACGAUCUCCUCCCGCGAAAUCCAGACUGCCGUCCGUCUGAUCCUUCCCGGAGAACUCGCGAAGCACGCCGUGUCCGAGGGAACCAAGGCCGUCACUAAGUACACCUCCAGCAAGUAA